UAAGGUGAGCCAAAGGCAGAUGAGAUGCCCAACUGACUGAGCCACCCAGGUGCCUGGGUGAAUGCAAUGAAUUGUCACAAAAUGAAUACACCUGUGUGUAACACAACUCAGGUUAAGAAAUAAGACAUUACCAGCUCUUUGAGGAAGAUGCGGUCGCAGCUAGAGCGGAGCUCAGGGUGCCCCACCCCUGCUCCUGACUCACCGCUGUUCGCUGAGGAACAAGUCGGUCAGGAAGCCACGCCGCAGCCAUGGCAUUUAAAGACACUGGGAAGACACCCGUAGAACCAGAGGUGGCGAUUCACCGAAUUAGAAUUACUCUAACCAGCCGCAACGUCAAAUCUUUGGAAAAGGUGUGUGCUGACUUGAUCAGAGGUGCAAAGGAAAAGAAUCUCAAAGUGAAAGGACCAGUGCGGAUGCCUACCAAGACUCUGAAAAUCACUACAAGACAGACUCCUUGUGGUGAAGGUUCUAAGAUUUGGGAUCGUUUUCAGAUGAGGAUCCACAAGCGACUCAUUGAUCUGCACAAUCCUUCUGAGAUUGUUAAGCAGAUUACCUCCAUCAGUAUUGAGCCUGAAGUCGAGGUUGAAGUCACCAUCGCAGAUGCUUAAAUCAACAGAUCGGAACAGCGUCG
This is a messenger RNA of Canis lupus familiaris (dog), 631 nucleotides long. RefSeq names its product 40S ribosomal protein S20-like. The coding region runs from base 249 to 608 and encodes 119 amino acids. Gene Ontology annotation, biological process: translation. The record is from RefSeq and is a predicted model, not a curated record. The transcript has 3 exons. Gene Ontology annotation, molecular function: structural constituent of ribosome; RNA binding. Lineage: Eukaryota; Metazoa; Chordata; Mammalia; Carnivora; Canidae. Gene Ontology annotation, cellular component: ribosome; cytosolic small ribosomal subunit.